This is a messenger RNA of Linum tenue, 1708 nucleotides long. The record is from the annotation of a GenBank genome assembly. Lineage: Eukaryota; Viridiplantae; Streptophyta; Magnoliopsida; Malpighiales; Linaceae.
CGGGUAGCGGCCGGUGUGUUUUCCCUCGCCUUCUGCUUGUUUGUUAGUGAUAGUCCGUAGCCGGGAAAACCCAAAUGGAGACGACUUAGCAAAAACCACCGGCGAAGGCGAAAUUCAGCAGUGCUCUGCAAGAGAAAAGCUAGCAAAGAAACACUUGCGCUGCAAUCUUGACGGUUACUUGGAUCAAAUGGCGUCGUCGUCUUCUUCUCCCGCCUCCUCUUCCCAUCCGCCGCCCAUUCCUCCGGUUCCGAACGCCGGCGGUGGAAACCUAGAUCACGAUGCUCAGUUCCCGCCGCUUCCGGUUCUAGUCGUCACCGAGCCUUCUCAACUUCCAGUUGAGUUCCUUAACCCGUCGCCGGACCAUGAACUCGUCGUCGGCUUUGAUUGUGAAGGCGUUGAUCUCUGUCGCACCGGAAAACUAUGCAUUAUGCAGCUUGCGUUUCCAGAUAUCAUCUACAUUGUUGAUGCUAUUGACGGAGGGAAGGCAGUUAUGGAAGCUUGUAAGCCUGCACUGGAGUCGAGUCAUGUCACAAAAGUAAUCCAUGAUUGUAAAAGAGACAGUGAGGCAUUGUACUUUCAAUUUGGCAUUAAACUGCAUAACGUCAUCGACACUCAGAUUGCUUUUUCACUGAUAGAGGAGCAGGAAGGACGGCACAGAGCACCAGAUGACUACAUAUCGCUUGUUAGCCUGAUUGCUGAUGCAGACUAUUGUGGUGUAGAAUAUGCGGAGAAGGAAGAGGUUCGUGUUCUUCUUCGGCAGGACCCUAAGUUCUGGGAGUACAGACCACUUUCUGAGAUGAUGAUACGUGCAGCUUCCGAUGAUGUCCGCUUCCUCCUCCACAUCUAUCAGAAGAUGAAGGAGAGACUAAAUGAAAGAUCGCUAUGGUGCCUCUCUGUUCGUGGUCAACUUUACUGCCGGUGUUUCUGCGUCAAUGACAAUGACUAUGCUGAUUGGCCACCUCUCCCUGUGCUUCCAGAGAAAGAUGAAGGAAAUAAUGAUGGCCCUGAGGAACAAAUCCUCACUGUUGUCAAUGUUCCACCUGGACAAAUGGGACUUGUAAUUGGAAAAGGUGGAUCUACAAUUCGGUUCAUAAAGGAAUCCUGCAAUGCUGAAAUUUUCAUGGGAGGAUCAAGGGGUCCACCUGAUAAGGUUUUCGUAAUUGGAUCCGUGAGAGAAGUGAUGAAAGGAGCAGCAAUUGUGAGGGGAAGGCUGAUCACCUUCUGAUUCGUUAAACUGACAUGCUCGCUUCAUCUUUGUAAUAACCCCAUUCUUGCUAACCGAUCAUACUCUGUCAGCAAACAACGAUUUCCAGCCCUCAAAACUUGGCUGGAACACAAAGUCUUGGCUCUGAUCUUGGCUUUGAAGGAAUACCAUACUUGCUGUACCAUUUUCUGUUUGGGCACACCACGGUAUCAGCAGUUUUUUUUCUUCUUUUUUCUGAUGCAAGUGUUAACUAGGAGAAACAAACUGUGGCUGAAGGGAUUUCUAAGCCUCUAGCUAUCUGCAUUCUGCAGUUGUAUGAUUGAAGGCUUGUUGUCUCUGAGAGUUUUGGGAUUCAAACUAUAUCCAGUGCAAGUUACGACACUACUUGUACUGUAGAUCAAGAACCAACCGACGAAGGCCUCACAGUUUAUUCGAAAUUGAUUGAUAGUUGGAUGCAGAAUCCUUGCAUGUUUCAAUAAAGUUUUACAAAUCUCUCUUUUAACA